Wickerhamiella sorbophila is the source of this 1203-nucleotide messenger RNA. RefSeq names its product Sphingosine N-acyltransferase LAG1. The record is from RefSeq and is a predicted model, not a curated record. Bases 1 to 1203 code for a protein of 400 amino acids. The transcript has a single exon. Gene Ontology annotation, biological process: ceramide biosynthetic process. Lineage: Eukaryota; Fungi; Ascomycota; Dipodascomycetes; Dipodascales; Trichomonascaceae. Gene Ontology annotation, molecular function: sphingosine N-acyltransferase activity. Gene Ontology annotation, cellular component: membrane.
AUGACCACCCGUCGACGAGGCUCAAGCUUUGGCCAUAUUGACGUUGGAGACACCCAAGGAUCCUCUUUCAGCACUAGCGCCGGGGUCGAUGACUAUCUGCGCAAGCGUUUCGAAGCCGUGGAUAAACCGGAAGGCGCAGUGACCCGAAAAGCCGCGGUCAAGGCGCAGGCCAAGAAGGAGCGCUACGUCAAAAAGGCCAACAACAUCUCGUGGGAGAUCCCGUUGGCUGUUCUAGUCGCUAUAUACGCGUACUACUUUAUGUUUGCUGCCAAUGAUCCCACGCACUGGCUCCAAGGAUGCGUUCGUUUGUCGUACCGUGUCCUGGGCACGUCAGAUCCUGUCAUCUACGGUAAAGGCAAACGUGAUUUACUGUUUGUGGCUUUUCAUGUGCUUUGGUUCACAUUCGCCAGGGAGUUCAUCAUGCAAGUGAUUCUCAAACCAAUUGCCCGGUCGUGUGGUUUCACCACUCGCCAUAAGAUCAACCGCUUUGUUGAACAGUCGUAUUCCAUCCUCUACUAUGGUAUUUCCGGGCCGGUUGGUAUCUACAUCAUGUACAAGGCUGAUUACGCGAAUCUGUGGUUCUUCCGCACCACUGGCUUUUACGAAAGUUUCCCCCACCGUGAGCUGGACGCCUGGUUCAAGGCCUUCUACCUGUUGCAAGGCGCGUUUUGGGCUCAGCAGGCUCUGGUACUUGUUCUGGCGCUCGAAGCCCGUCGUAAGGAUUUCAAAGAGCUAGUUUUCCACCAUGUUGUCACCGUGGCUCUUAUUAUUUUGUCAUAUCGCUUCCACUUCACCUACAUGGGCCUGGUCAUUUACAUCACCAUGGACGUGUCUGACUUCUUCCUAGCCACUUCCAAGGUGAUGAACUAUCUGGACUCCCCGCUGACUCCACCUUUCUUCUUCUUAUUCGUGGUGGUUUGGGCGUACCUCCGUCACUACGUCAAUUUGGUCGUGCUGUGGUCGAUUCUCACCGAGUUCCGCACGGUCGGGCCCUUUGAGCUUAACUGGGUCACUCAGCAGUACAAAUGCUGGAUCUCUCAGUACAUUACUUUCGCUCUUCUCACGGCCCUACAGCUGGUGAAUCUGUACUGGUUCGUACUCAUCAUUCGCAUUGCCUAUCGCUACGUCGUCCACAAUGAACAGGAGGAUGUACGAAGUGAAGGAGAAGACGACGAAGAAGAGGAAGAGGAGGAGAAGGAGUAG